Molecule: messenger RNA, 10350 nt
Organism: Mauremys mutica (yellowpond turtle)
Lineage: Eukaryota; Metazoa; Chordata; Testudines; Geoemydidae
Exons: 10
Coding region: 1-10350 (3449 amino acids)
Molecular function (GO): calcium ion binding; protein binding
Source: RefSeq, a predicted model, not a curated record
AUGUGCAAUCUGGGUCUUCAGCAGUCAGUCUGCAAAGAGCCAGCCCAGAGCAAGAUAAGAAAAAACUUGCCACCUGAGAUGCAAAGGUUACUAGACAAAGGAAAACUGCGUAUAGUAAUCAACAAUCUUAGAAGUGGCAGUAUAUUUGUGGACUUUAUGAUUGCUUUGGAUGUAGGAGAAAAUUUAACAAAAACAGAGCUCACAUCUGCUUUUACAGAGGCCUUUAACAACAGUACAGUAUUUCAAAUGGACCCUAACAGUACACUUAUAGAAGAAACGAAUAGUUGUGAGACGGGAUUAAAUGGUUGUUCUGAACAUGCCACAUGCAACAUUAGCGGGCCAUCUUAUACCUGUCAGUGUCAGGCUGGAUUCACAGACUUCAGUCCCAAUGUACCUGGGAGAGAUUGCCGAGUAGAACCAACUGGAGAGUCAGUGACAAUUGCACCAUCAAGACAGCCAUCUACAUCAAAGCCAUCUGUUGAAAGCAUUAGCCCCACGCAAGAAUCUGAAACUGCACCUGCAACUUCUAUAAACACGACAGUUCCGUUACCAGUGCUGAGUCCACAAUCUACAUCACUCAUAUAUCCAACCACAGUAGAUUUAACAAAUUUAAUUACUUCCUUAAUAACUACUACACUUCAACCUACAAUUGAAGUCACUUCAACGAAUACUGUGAGUAAAGUGCCCACAAGUAACAUAACACUUAUCAGUCCUACUGGCAAUACUAUAAUUACAGGUACUGAAAUAGGUAAAAGUACUCCCACAGAAAAAACAACGCCAAUAUAUACAGACACAAUAGCAACUACAGAGACACAUUUUUCAACACUCGCCAUCACUGAAACACGUGUAACUUUGCCAGUAUCUUCAUCAGUAGCUACAAAAUCCACAAAUACAUAUUCUGUAAAUAAUACAUCACUGGAAACUACCCCCUUAGGAACAAUUGCAACGCAGUCGACUGCAGCUCCCGUGUCUAAUGAAGUGCUAACAAAUGGCACUUCUAGGCCUUCUCCUACUAUGGACACUAAUGAUAUAUCUACAGCCCCUUCCACAAUUACUAGUGUGGACACCACAAAAACACCUUCUCCUGUUUCCACCAUACCAAUAUCCUUAUCGUCUACAGCUUCUUCUACAGAGAGAAUUUCUACAGGUUCAUCAGGUACAUCAUCUACUGAUAAUUCCAGAGCAACUCUUACUACCCCCUUAGGAACAAUUGCGACGCAGUCGACUGCAGCUCCCGUGUCUAAUGAAGUGCUAACAAACGGCACUUCUAGGCCUUCUCCUACUAUGGACACUAAUGAUAUAUCUACAGCCCCUUCCACAAUUACUAGUGUGGACACCACAAAAACAUCUUCUCCUGUUUCUAGCACACCAAUAUCCUUAUCGUCUACAGCUUCUUCCACAGAGAGAAUUUCUACAGAGUCAUCAAAUACAUCAUCUACUGAUACUUCUGGAAGAACUCUGACUACCACCUUAGGAACAAUUGCGACGCAGUCGACUGCAGCUCCCGUGUCUAAUGAAGUGCUAACAAAUGGCACUUCUAGGCCUUCUCCCACUACAGGCACUAAUGACAUAUCUACAGCCCCUUCCACAAUUACUAGUGUGGACACCACAAUAACACCUUCAUCUGUUUCCACCACACCAAUAUCCUUAUCGUCUACAGCUUAUUUCACAGAGAGAAUUUCUACAGGUUCAUCAGGUACAUCAUCUACUAAUAUGACCAAAGCAACUCUGACUACUCCCUUAGGAACAAUUGCGACGCAGUCCACUGCAGCUCCCGUGUCUAAUGAAGUGCUAACAAAUGGCACCUCCAGGCCUUCUGCUACUACGGACACUAAUGACAUAUCUAUGGCCCCUUCCACAAUUACUAGUGUGGACACCACAAAAACACCGUCUCCUGCUUCCAGCACACCACUAUCUUUAUCGUCUACAGCUUCUUCUACAGAGAGAAAUUCUACAGGUUCAUCAGGUACAUCAUCUACUGAUAUGACCAGAGCAACUCUGACUACCCCCUUAGGAACAACUGCGACGCAGUCCACUGCAGCUCCCGUGUCUAAUGAAGUGCUAACAAAUGGCACCUCUAGGCCGCCUGCUACUACGGACGCUAAUGAGAUAUCUACAGCCCCUUCCACAAUUACUAGUGUGGACACCACAAAAACACCUUCUCCUGUUUCCACCACACCAAUAUCCUUAUCGUCUACAGCUUCUUCUACAGAGAGAAUUUCUACAGGUUCAUCAGGUACAUCAUCUACUGAUACUUCCAGAGCAACUCUUACUACCCCCUUAGGAACAAUUGCGACGCAGUCCACUGCAGCUCCCGUGUCUAAUGAAGUGCUAACAAACGGCACUUCUAAGCCUUCUCCUACUAUGGACACUAAUGAUAUAUCUACAGCCCCUUCCACAAUUACUAGUGUGGACACCACAAAAACACCUUCAUCUGUUUCUAGCACACCAAUAUCCUUAUCGUCUACAGCUUCUUCCACAGAGAGAAUUUCUACAGGUUCAUCAGGUACAUCAUCUACUGAUAUGACCAGAGCAACUCUGACUACCCCCUUAGGAAUAAUUGCGACGCAGUCCACUGCAGCUCUCAUGUCUAAUGAAGUGCCUACAAAUGGCACCUCAAGGCCUUCUGCUACUACGGACACCAAUGACAUAUCUACAGCCCCUUCCACAAUUACUAGUGUGGACACCACAAUAACACCUUCAUCUGUUUCCACCACACCAAUAUCCUUAUCGCCUACAGCUUAUUUCACAGAGAGAAUUUCUACAGGUUCAUCAGGUACAUCAUCUACUGAUAUGACCAGAGCAACUCUGACUACCCCCUUAGGAACAAUUGCGACGCAGUCCACUGCAACUCCCGUGUCUAAUGAAGUGCUAACAAAUGGCACCUCCAGGCCUUCUGCUACUACGGACACUAAUGACAUAUCUAUAGCCCCUUCCACAAUUACUAGUGUGGACACCACAAAAACAUUGUUUCCUGCUUCCAGCACACCACUAUCCUUAUCGUCUACAGCUUCUUCUACAGAGAGAAUUUCUACAGGUUCAUCAGGUACAUCAUCUACUGAUAUGACCAGAGCAACUCUGACUACCCCCUUAGGAACAACUGCGACGCAGUCCACUGCAGCUCCCGUGUCUAAUGAAGUGCUAACAAAUGGCACCUCUAGGCCGCCUGCUACUACGGACGCUAAUGAGAUAUCUACAGCCCCUUCCACAAUUACUAGUGUGGACACCACAAAAACACCUUCUCCUGUUUCCACCACACCAAUAUCCUUAUCGUCUACAGCUUCUUCUACAGAGAGAAUUUCUACAGGUUCAUCAGGUACAUCAUCUACUGAUACUUCCAGAGCAACUCUUACUACCCCCUUAGGAACAAUUGCGACGCAGUCCACUGCAGCUCCCGUGUCUAAUGAAGUGCUAACAAACGGCACUUCUAGGCCUUCUCCUACUAUGGACACUAAUGAUAUAUCUACAGCCCCUUCCACAAUUACUAGUGUGGACACCACAAAAACACCUUCAUCUGUUUCUAGCACACCAAUAUCCUUAUCGUCUACAGCUUCUUCCACAGAGAGAAUUUCUACAGGUUCAUCAGGUACAUCAUCUACUGAUAUGAGCAGAGCAACUCUGACUACCCCCUUAGGAACAAUUGCGACGCAGUCCACUGCAGCUCCCAUGUCUAAUGAAGUGCCUACAAAUGGCACCUCCAGGUCUUCUGCUACUACGGACACCAAUGACAUAUCUACAGCCCCUUCCACAAUUACUAGUGUGGACACCACAAUAACACCUUCAUCUGUUUCCACCACACCAAUAUCCUUAUCGCCUACAGCAUCUUUCACAGAGAGAAUUUCUACAGGUUCAUCAGGUACAUCAUCUACUGAUAUGACCAGAGCAACUCUGACUACCCCCUUAGGAACAAUUGCGACGCAGUCCACUGCAGCUCCCGUGUCUAAUGAAGUGCUAACAAAUGGCACCUCCAGGCCUUCUGCUACUACGGACACUAAUGACAUAUCUAUGGCCCCUUCCACAAUUACUAGUGUGGACACCACAAAAACACCGUCUCCUGCUUCCAGCACACCACUAUCCUUAUCGUCUACAGCUUCUUCUACAGAGAGAAUUUCUACAGGUUCAUCAGGUACAUCAUCUACUGAUAUGACCAGAGCAACUCUGACUACCCCCUUAGGAACAACUGCGACGCAGUCCACUGCAGCUCCUGUGUCUAAUGAAGUGCUAACAAAUGGCACCUCUAGGCCGCCUGCUACUACGGACGCUAAUGAGAUAUCUACAGCCCCUUCCACAAUUACUAGUGUGGACACCACAAAAACACCUUCUCCUGUUUCCACCACACCAAUAUCCUUAUCGUCUACAGCUUCUUCUACAGAGAGAAUUUCUACAGGUUCAUCAGGUACAUCAUCUACUGAUACUUCCAGAGCAACUCUUACUACCCCCUUAGGAACAAUUGCGACGCAGUCCACUGCAGCUCCCGUGUCUAAUGAAGUGCUAACAAACGGCACUUCUAGGCCUUCUCCUACUAUGGACACUAAUGAUAUAUCUACAGCCCCUUCCACAAUUACUAGUGUGGAGACCACAAAAACACCUUCUCCUGUUUCUAGCACACCAAUAUCCUUAUCAUCUACAGCUUCUUCCACAGAGAGAAUUUCUACAGGUUCAUCAGGUACAUCAUUUACUGAUAUGAGCAGAGCAACUCUGACUACCCCCUUAGGAACAAUUGCGACGCAGUCCACUGCAGCUCCCAUGUCUAAUGAAGUGCCUACAAAUGGCACCUCCAGGCCUUCUGCUACUACGGACACCAAUGACAUAUCUACAGCCCCUUCCACAAUUACUAGUGUGGACACCACAAUAACACCUUCAUCUGUUUCCACCACACCAAUAUCCUUAUCGCCUACAGCUUCUUUCACAGAGAGAAUUUCUACAGGUUCAUCAGGUACAUCAUCUACUGAUAUGACCAGAGCAACUCUGACUACCCCCUUAGGAACAAUUGCGACGCAGUCCACUGCAGCUCCCGUGUCUAAUGAAGUGCUAACAAAUGGCACCUCCAGGCCUUCUGCUACUACGGACACUAAUGACAUAUCUAUGGCCCCUUCCACAAUUACUAGUGUGGACACCACAAAAACACCGUCUCCUGCUUCCAGCACACCACUAUCCUUAUCGUCUACAGCUUCUUCUACAGAGAGAAUUUCUACAGGUUCAUCAGGUACAUCAUCUACUGAUAUGACCAGAGCAACUCUGACUACCCCCUUAGGAACAACUGCGACGCAGUCCACUGCAGCUCCUGUGUCUAAUGAAGUGCUAACAAAUGGCACCUCUAGGCCGCCUGCUACUACGGACGCUAAUGAGAUAUCUACAGCCCCUUCCACAAUUACUAGUGUGGACACCACAAAAACACCUUCUCCUGUUUCCACCACACCAAUAUCCUUAUCGUCUACAGCUUCUUCUACAGAGAGAAUUUCUACAGGUUCAUCAGGUACAUCAUCUACUGAUACUUCCAGAGCAACUCUUACUACCCCCUUAGGAACAAUUGCGACGCAGUCCACUGCAGCUCCCGUGUCUAAUGAAGUGCUAACAAACGGCACUUCUAGGCCUUCUCCUACUAUGGACACUAAUGAUAUAUCUGCAGCCCCUUCCACAAUUACUAGUGUGGAGACCACAAAAACACCUUCUCCUGUUUCUAGCACACCAAUAUCCUUAUCGUCUACAGCUUCUUCCACAGAGAGAAUUUCUACAGGUUCAUCAGGUACAUCAUCUACUGAUAUGACCAGAGCAACUCUGACUACCCCCUUAGGAACAAUUGCGACGCAGUCCACUGCAGCUCCCAUGUCUAAUGAAGUGCCUACAAAUGGCACCUCCAGGCCUUCUGCUACUACGGACACCAAUGACAUAUCUACAGCCCCUUCCACAAUUACUAGUGUGGACACCACAAUAACACCUUCAUCUGUUUCCACCACACCAAUAUCCUUAUCGCCUACAGCUUCUUUCACAGAGAGAAUUUCUACAGGUUCAUCAGGUACAUCAUCUACUGAUAUGACCAGAGCAACUCUGACUACCCCCUUAGGAACAAUUGCGACGCAGUCCACUGCAGCUCCCGUGUCUAAUGAAGUGCUAACAAAUGGCACCUCCAGGCCUUCUGCUACUACGGACACUAAUGACAUAUCUAUGGCCCCUUCCACAAUUACUAGUGUGGACACCACAAAAACACCGUCUCCUGCUUCCAGCACACCACUAUCCUUAUCGUCUACAGCUUCUUCUACAGAGAGAAUUUCUACAGGUUCAUCAGGUACAUCAUCUACUGAUAUGACCAGAGCAACUCUGACUACCCCCUUAGGAACAACUGCGACGCAGUCCACUGCAGCUCCUGUGUCUAAUGAAGUGCUAACAAAUGGCACCUCUAGGCCGCCUGCUACUACAGACGCUAAUGAGAAAUCUACAGCCCCUUCCACAAUUACUAGUGUAGACACCACAAAAACACCAUCUCCUGCUUCCAGCACACCACUAUCCUUAUCGUCUACAGCUUCUUCCACAGAGAGAAUUUCUACAAAUACAUCAUCUACUGAUACUUCCAGAGCAACUCUGACUGCCCCCUUAGGAACAAUUGCGACACAGUCCACUGCAGCUCCCAUGUCUAAUGAAGUGCUAACAAAUGGCACCUCCAGGCCUUCUGCUACUACGGACACUAAUGAUAUAUCUAAAGCCCCUUCCACAAUUACUAGUGUGGACACCACAAAAACACCUUCUCCUGUUUCUAGCACAAUAAUUUCUGCUAGUCCUACAAAGACAUCAUUAACUAGCAAAUCCACAGUUAUUGUUGCUACAAUUGUAACAGCAGGAGAUACUUCCUUGAAGAAUACAAACCCCACAGUUAGAAUUACAGCACCUGAAGCUGGCACUGUUUCAGCUACCACAAAAAGUACAUUACCACAAGGAACUUGCACUUCACUUAUUUUUUCCAUACAACUUGAGAAAGUAACCAGUGAAGUGAUACAGUUGAAUUGGACACCUCAAGGUGGGACAAGAGAUAGCCCUUACACUGUAUAUCUGCUGGGGGAUAACACAGUGAGGAAUAAGAGCACUACGAAUGAAACAUGGAUAGCAUUUGGAGAUCUGGUUCCUGGUUAUGAAUAUAUAAUAUCUGUGGAAGUUUUAACUUGUGCUAAGAAGAUCAAUACUUCAAGGAGAGUUCGCACAGAAGCUAAAACAUUUGAUGGAAAAACCAGGAUUACAAAUGAAGAAUUCAAACCUGAGUAUAACAACAAAUCAAGUGAAGAAUUUAAGGAUUUUGAAAAGAAGUUCAUUGCGGAGAUAAGAAAAAACUUGCCACCUGAGAUGCAAAGGUUACUAGACAAAGGAAAACUGCGUAUAGUAAUCAACAAUCUUAGAAGUGGCAGUAUAUUUGUGGACUUUAUGAUUGCUUUGGAUGUAGGAGAAAAUUUAACAAAAACAGAGCUCACAUCUGCUUUUACAGAGGCCUUUAACAACAGUACAGUAUUUCAAAUGGACCCUAACAGUACACUUAUAGAAGAAACGAAUAGUUGUGAGACGGGAUUAAAUGGUUGUUCUGAACAUGCCACAUGCAACAUUAGCGGGCCAUCUUAUACCUGUCAGUGUCAGGCUGGAUUCACAGACUUCAGUCCCAAGGCACCUGGGAGAGAUUGCCGAGUAGAACCAACUGGAGAGCCAGUGACAAUUGCACCAUCAAGACAGCCAUCUACAUCAAAGCCAUCUGUUGAAAGCAUUAGCCCCACGCAAGAAUCUGAAACUGCACCUGCAACUUCUAUAAACACGACAGUUCCGUUACCAGUGCUGAGUCCACAAUCUACAUCACUCAUAUAUCCAACCACAGUAAAUUUAACAAAUUUAAUUACUUCCUUAAUAACUACUACACUUCAACCUACAAUUGAAGUCACUUCAACGAAUACUGUGAGUAAAGUGCCCACAAGUAACAUAACACUUAUCAGUCCUACUGGCAAUACUAUAAUUACAGGUACUGAAAUAGGUAAAAGUACUCCCACAGAAAAAACAACGCCAAUAUAUACAGACACAAUAGCAACUACAGAGACACAUUUUUCAACACUCGCCAUCACUGAAACACGUGUAACUUUGCCAGUAUCUUCAUCAGUAGCUACAAAAUCCACAAAUACAUAUUCUGUAAAUAAUACAUCACUGGAAACUACCCCCUUAGGAACAAUUGCAACGCAGUCGACUGCAGCUCCCGUGUCUAAUGAAGUGCUAACAAAUGGCACUUCUAGGCCUUCUCCUACUAUGGACACUAAUGAUAUAUCUACAGCCCCUUCCACAAUUACUAGUGUGGACACCACAAAAACACCUUCUCCUGUUUCCACCAUACCAAUAUCCUUAUCGUCUACAGCUUCUUCUACAGAGAGAAUUUCUACAGGUUCAUCAGGUACAUCAUCUACUGAUAAUUCCAGAGCAACUCUUACUACCCCCUUAGGAACAAUUGCGACGCAGUCGACUGCAGCUCCCGUGUCUAAUGAAGUGCUAACAAACGGCACUUCUAGGCCUUCUCCUACUAUGGACACUAAUGAUAUAUCUACAGCCCCUUCCACAAUUACUAGUGUGGACACCACAAAAACAUCUUCUCCUGUUUCUAGCACACCAAUAUCCUUAUCGUCUACAGCUUCUUCCACAGAGAGAAUUUCUACAGAGUCAUCAAAUACAUCAUCUACUGAUACUUCUGGAAGAACUCUGACUACCACCUUAGGAACAAUUGCGACGCAGUCGACUGCAGCUCCCGUGUCUAAUGAAGUGCUAACAAAUGGCACUUCUAGGCCUUCUCCCACUACAGGCACUAAUGACAUAUCUACAGCCCCUUUCACAAUUACUAGUGUGGACACCACAAUAACACCUUCAUCUGUUUCCACCACACCAAUAUCCUUAUCGUCUACAGCUUAUUUCACAGAGAGAAUUUCUACAGGUUCAUCAGGUACAUCAUCUACUAAUAUGACCAAAGCAACUCUGACUACCCCCUUAGGAACAAUUGCGACGCAGUCCACUGCAGCUCCCGUGUCUAAUGAAGUGCUAACAAAUGGCACCUCCAGGCCUUCUGCUACUACGGACACUAAUGACAUAUCUACAGCCCCUUCCACAAUUACUAGUGUGGACACCACAAAAACACUGUCUCCUGCUUCCAGCACACCACUAUCUUUAUCGUCUACAGCUUCUUCUACAGAGAGAAAUUCUACAGGUUCAUCAGGUACAUCAUCUACUGAUAUGACCAGAGCAACUCUGACUACCCCCUUAGGAACAACUGCGACGCAGUCCACUGCAGCUCCCGUGUCUAAUGAAGUGCUAACAAAUGGCACCUCUAGGCCGCCUGCUACUACGGACGCUAAUGAGAUAUCUACAGCCCCUUCCACAAUUACUAGUGUGGACACCACAAAAACACCUUCUCCUGUUUCCACCACACCAAUAUCCUUAUCGUCUACAGCUUCUUCUACAGAGAGAAUUUCUACAGGUUCAUCAGGUACAUCAUCUACUGAUACUUCCAGAGCAACUCUUACUACCCCCUUAGGAACAAUUGCGACGCAGUCCACUGCAGCUCCCGUGUCUAAUGAAGUGCUAACAAACGGCACUUCUAGGCCUUCUCCUACUAUGGACACUAAUGAUAUAUCUACAGCCCCUUCCACAAUUACUAGUGUGGACACCACAAAAACACCUUCAUCUGUUUCUAGCACACCAAUAUCCUUAUCGUCUACAGCUUCUUCCACAGAGAGAAUUUCUACAGGUUCAUCAGGUACAUCAUCUACUGAUAUGACCAGAGCAACUCUGACUACCCCCUUAGGAACAAUUGCGACGCAGUCCACUUCAGCUCUCAUGUCUAAUGAAGUGCCUACAAAUGGCACCUCCAGGCCUUCUGCUACUACGGACACCAAUGACAUAUCUACAGCCCCUUCCACAAUUACUAGUGUGGACACCACAAUAACACCUUCAUCUGUUUCCACCACACCAAUAUCCUUAUCGCCUACAGCUUCUUUCACAGAGAGAAUUUCUACAGGUUCAUCAGGUACAUCAUCUACUGAUAUGACCAGAGCAACUCUGACUACCCCCUUAGGAACAAUUGCGACGCAGUCCACUGCAGCUCCCGUGUCUAAUGAAGUGCUAACAAAUGGCACCUCCAGGCCUUCUGCUACUACGGACACUAAUGACAUAUCUAUAGCCCCUUCCACAAUUACUAGUGUGGACACCACAAAAACACCGUCUCCUGCUUCCAGCACACCGCUAUCCUUAUCGUCUACAGCUUCUUCUACAGAGAGAAUUUCUACAGGUUCAUCAGGUACAUCAUCUACUGAUAUGACCAGAGCCGCCUGCUACUACGGACGCUAA